UGGUUUAAACGUGAGGAAACGUCACCGGAACUCGAAUCAUUGAGUAAGAAGUGAUUUCCCACUUCACAAUGUUGGGAAACACAGAUGAGAGAAACAGAGGAAAGCCCGCAAUUAUCGACAUGAAAACACAUAGAUUAAAAGACUUCAUCUUAACCGCUAAAGUAAAUGUAUGGAUUAAUGACUGAACAGCUCUCUUUAAGAAUGGGAUUUACAUUCAUUCACGUCUUGCUUGGCUUCUGUCUCAACAUUCAGGUCAUCAAAUGCACAUCUGUGUGUUCGGUUUAUGGCUAUAAUGCUAAUUGCAUAGAUCGAGGUCUUCACCAGGUGCCAGAUCUGCCAACACAUGUAGCGUUCUUGAAUCUCAAUAUUAACAAUAUAAACGAACUCAACGAAACAUCCUUUUCUCACCUUGACGGUCUGCAGAUCCUCAACAUACAACAUCAAGCACCAGGACUUGUGAUCAGAAACAAUACAUUCAGAAGACUCUCCAAUCUAUUAUUACUGGAGUUAGAUUACAACCACAUGCUGAAAAUGGAGACAGGAGCUUUGAAUGGAUUAAUGAAUCUGAAAUAUCUCAGUCUGACACAAUGUAGUUUAGAUGACUCCAUUCUGUCUGGUGAUUUCCUCAAACCCCUGGUGUCUCUCGAGAUCCUCAUCUUACGUGAUAACAACAACAUCGGGAGAAUCCGACCAGCGCCGUUCUUCAUAAACAUGAGAAGAUUUCACAUGCUGGAUCUUUCGCGCACAAGCGUGAAGAGUAUCUGUGAGGAAGAUCUCCUGAACUUUCAGGGUAAACGUUUCACACUUUUAAGUCUGUCGUCUGUGAGACUACACGACAUGAAUCAGUACUGGUCAGGAUGGGACAAAUGUGGGAACCCAUUUAAGAACAUGUCCAUAACCGUAUUGGAUCUUUCUCAUAAUGGAUUUGAAGUAAACAUGGCAAAGCGUUUUUUUGAUGCCAUCACCGGUACCAAAAUCCAUCAUCUUAUCCUCAGUGAUAGUAGCAUGGGUAGUUCUUUUGGUCAUAGAAAUUUGAAAGAUCCAGACAGAUUUACCUUCAGAGGUCUCAAUGAAAGUGGUGUUAAGAUUUUUGAUCUUUCCAGAUCAAAAAUUUUUUCUCUGUCGUAUUCAUUGUUCGGUGCUUUGUCAGAUCUAGAAGAGAUUAACUUAGCACAAAAUGAGAUCAACAAAAUCGAAAACGAUGCAUUUUUGGGUAUGACAAAUUUACUAAAGCUGAACCUGUCCAACAACCUUCUAGGUGCUAUUGAUUCAAAAACCUUCAUGAAUCUACAUAAACUUCAGGUGCUUGAUUUAUCUUAUAACAAUAUAUGGGUGAUCGGAGAUCAAUCAUUUCAAGGACUACUAAAUUUAAUUAACUUAAACUUAAAAGGAAACCAUCUUGAAUCCUUGAAUCAGUUUGCAACCCUACCGAACGUAGAAAAGAUCUUCUUGGGUGAGAACAGAAUCAAAUCAUUGUAUGGAUUACCAAACAUUGGUAAAAAUCUCACAACCCUUGAUCUGGAAUAUAACAAAUUAACUGCCUUGUCAGAUCUGUACAUAAUAUUUCAGGAAUUUCCUAAAAUUGACACGCUCUAUCUUGAAGGGAACCUGUUUGGAAGUUGUCAUGAUAAAAGACCAACAGUAGUUUCAGACAAACUUCUACUUCUUAACCUCGGGAUUUCAUCUAUAGAGAUGAUCUGGUCACAGGGCAAAUGUUUAGAUGUUUUUAAUGAUCUUCAUCAGUUACAACAACUCUCUUUAACAUCAAACUAUCUGCAGUCACUUCCUAAAGACGUCUUCAAAGGCUUAACAUCGUUGAUCUUUUUAGAUUUGUCCUUUAACUCUUUGAAGUAUCUCCCUAAUGGUAUAUUCCCAGAAACUCUACAAAUACUUAAUCUGGAAUAUAAUUCAAUUUAUUCGUUAGAUCCACAUCUCUUUAGCUCCCUCACUCAUCUCAGUCUGAAACAAAAUCAGUUUCGCUGCGACUGCAACCUGAAAGAUUUUCAAACGUGGCUCAAUCAAUCUAGCACGAUCCUUGUACACCCUGUUGAAGAUGUGACGUGUGCCAGUCCUGAAGAUCAGCACAUGGUUCCUGUCUUGAGAUCAAGUAUACAAUGUGAGGAUGAGGAGGAAGAGAAGAAUGUUGAAAAACUGAGGAUUUUACUUUUUAUUUUCUCUGCCACAUUGAUCACGUUACUCACCAUCAGCAUCAUCAUUUAUGUCCGUCGCCGUGGUUACAUCUUCAAGCUUUACAAAAGACUUACUGCCAAAGUUGUGGAUGGGAAGCGAGAGGAUACUCAAGCCGACGAGUACUUGUACGAUGUUUAUCUCUGCUUCAGUUCCAGUGAUAUGAAGUGGGUGGAGAAAGCCUUGUUGAAGAAGUUGGACUCACAGUUCUCGGAUCAGAAUCUUCUCCACUGCUGCUUUGAAGAGCGAGACUUCAUGCCUGGAGAAGAUCAUCUGAACAACAUGAGAGAUGCUAUUCAGAACAGUCGAAAAACACUGUGUGUGGUGUCUGAACGUUUCCUGAAUGAUGGCUGGUGUUUAGAGACCUUCACAAUGGCACAGAACAAAGCGCAAGCCGAGUUAAAAGACAGUCUGCUGGUUUUGGUGGUGGGGAACAUACCCCAGUACAGGUUACUCAAAUACAAACCAGUAAGAUCUUACAUUGAGAACAGUACAUAUCUUGUGUGGCCCAGUGAUAGCCAAGACUUGGAGUGGUUUUAUGAGCAGCUUGUACAUAAAAUCAGAAAAGACACAAAGAUUAAAGAAACACAAGCAAAGGAUAACACCACAGAAACUGAAUUAAAGCCUGAAGCGACAAAUGGUCAUGGUGACACUGCACAUCGCUUUAUUCUGGAUAGUUCCCUGGUCACAUCGAUCAUUGUUGCUCAAUGCCUCGGGAUAAUCUUUACCAACUAUCACAACAACUUAAACAAAACGCACAGAAAAGAAGACUGGAGAGAAAACGAGGACGUGUCAAACUUAAUCUUGACAGAAAGACUUUAUGGUUUAAAAGAUAAGAACCGAGCUCUCAGAAUGACAUCAAGAUACACAUCAAUCCUCAUAUUAUACAUCAGCAUUCAGAUUGUAAACUGCACUUCUGUGUGUUUCAUUGAUGGCUCUAAGGUUUACUGCAUAGAUCGAGGUCUUCGACAAAUCCCAGAGCUGCCCACAUAUGCAAGUUAUGUGGAUCUGAGUAACAACAAUAUAACCAAACUCAACGAAACAUCCUUUUCUCAUCUUGAAGGUCUGCAGAUCCUCAGGAUACAACAUCAAAUGCCAGGACUUGUGAUCAGAAACAAUACAUUCAGAAGACUCUCCAAUCUAAUAUCACUGGAUUUAGAUUACAACCUCAUGCUGAAAAUGGAGACAGGAGCUUUGAAUGGAUUAAUGAAUCUGAAAAAUCUCAGUCUGACAGGUUGUAGUUUAGAUGACUCCAUUCUGUCUGGUGAUUUCCUCAAACCUCUGGUGUCUCUAGAGAUCCUAGUCUUAAGUGAAAACAACAUAGGAAGAAUCAGACCAGCGCCGUUCUUCAUAAACAUGAGAAGAUUUCACACGCUGGAUAUCUCGUUCACAACCGUGAAGAGUAUCUGUGAGGAAGAUCUGCUGAACUUUCAGGGUAAACGUUUCAUACUUUUAAAUCUGUCGUCUAUGAGACUUCACGACAUGAAUCAGUACUGGUCAGGAUGGGGCAAAUGUGGAAACCCAUUUCAGAACAUGUCCAUAAACGAAUUGGAUCUUUCUCAAAAUGGAUUUGAAGUAAACAUGGCAAAGCGUUUUUUUGAUGCCAUCAAGGGUACCAAAAUCCAUCAUCUUAUCCUCAGUGACACUAGAAUCGGUAGAUCUUCUGGUUACAAUAAUUCAAGAGAUCCAGAUCAAUUCACCUUUAAGGGACUUCGGGAAAGUGGUAUAAAGAAUUUUGAUCUGUCUAAAUCAAGUAUCUUUUCUCUGUCGUAUUCUUUGUUCUGUGCUUUGUCAGAUCUAGAACAGAUUACAUUAGCGCAAAAUCAGAUCAACAAAAUUGAAAACAAUGCAUUUUUGGGUAUGACAAAUUUACUAAAGCUGAACCUGUCCAGCAACCUUCUGAGUGCUAUCGAUUCAAAAACCUUCAUGAAUCUACAUAAACUUCAGGUGCUCGAUUUGUCUUAUAACUUCAUAAGGGUGCUUGGAUAUGAAUCACUUCAAGGGCUUGCAAAUCUAUUAAACCUAUAUUUAACAGGAAAUGUCUUACACACUGUUUAUCAGUUUGCAACUCUACCAAAUCUGAAGCAGCUCUACUUGGGUCAAAACAGAAUCACAUCAUUGUAUGGAUUACCAAACAUUGCUAAAAAUCUCACAACCCUUGAUCUGCAUUCUAACAGAUUUACUUCCAUGUCAGCAUUAUACACGAUACUACAGGAAUUUCCAGGAAUGGUAGAAAUCAUUCUUAGUUUUAAUAGUUUACUGAAUUGUUCUUACCAGGGUCCAAAAGGGUCACACAAACUACAAAUCCUUGAUCUUAGUUAUGCAGGUAUGGAGGUUCUUUGGUCACACGGUGAAUGUUUAGAUGUUUUUAAUAACCUUCAUCAGUUACAACAACUCUCCCUGAGCUCAAACUUGUUGCAGUCACUUCCUAAAGACGUCUUCAAAGGCUUAACCUCUUUGAUCUUUUUAGAUUUGUCCUUCAACUCUUUGAAGUAUCUCCCUAAUGGUAUAUUCCCAGAAACUCUACAACUACUUAAUCUGGAAUAUAAUUCAAUUUAUUCAGUAGAUCCACAUCUCUUUAGCUCCCUCACUCAUCUCAGUCUCCUACAAAAUCAGUUUCGCUGUGAUUGCAAACUGAAAGAUUUUCAAACGUGGCUCAAUCAAUCUAGCACGAUCCUUAUACACCCUGUUGAAGAUGUGACGUGUGCAAGUCCUGAAGAUCAGCACAUGGUUCCCGUUUUGAGAUCAAGCAUACAAUGUGAGGAUGAGGAGGAAGAGAAGAAUGUUGAAAAACUGAGGUUUGGACUUUUUAUUUUCUCUGCCACAUUGAUCACGUUACUCACUAUCAGCAUCAUCAUUUAUGUCCGUCGCCGUGGUUACAUCUUCAAGCUUUACAAAAGACUUACUGCCAAAGUUGUGGAUGGGAAGCGAGAGGAGCUUGAUGCCGACGAGUACUUGUACGAUGUUUAUCUCUGCUUCAGUUCCAGUGAUAUGAAGUGGGUGGAGAAAGCCUUGUUGAAGAAGUUGGACUCACAGUUCUCAGAUCAGAAUCUUCUCCACUGCUGCUUUGAAGAGCGAGACUUCAUGCCUGGUGAAGAUCAUCUGACCAACAUCAGAAAUGCUAUUGAGAGUAGUCGAAAAACACUCUUUGUGGUGUCUGAACGUUUCCUGAAGGAUGGCUGGUGUUUAGAGACCUUCACACUGGCGCAGUGCAGGAUGCUAGUGGAGCUGAAGGACGUUCUGCUGGUUUUGGUGGUGGGGAACAUACCCCGUUACAAGUUACUCAAGUAUGAACAAGUAAGAUCUUACAUUGGGAACAGGAGAUAUCUUAUGUGGCCCGAUGACAGCCAAGACUUUGAGUGGUUUUAUGAGCAGCUUGUCAAUAAUAUCAGAAAAGAUGCUAAAGUGAAACAAACGCAAGCAAAAGGACCCAAAAAAGAGACUGCUGAAUUACAGCCUCAAAAAACAAAUGUUCAUGCAGAGACUGCAGUUUGAUUAUUGUUACACUGUAAAACAUUUGCUGUUGUUAUGAUGCAGUUUGCCAGUAACUUCCUGUAGAUUUUUUUUAUUUAAUUUAUUAGCAAAGGUUUGCUCAAAGAAAAAUGAACAUUAAACAUUAACAAGUCUUUGUCUUUACAGAAUGUAAAUUUUUUUGAUAUGUUUUUAAUGUUUAAUGUUCAUUUACCCUCGAACAAACUGUUGCCAAUAAAUAACUAAUUUAAAUCUACAGUAAGUUACUGACAAACUGCUCCCAGAAAUACUGUAAUUUCUACAGAAUUUUGUUAUACAGUGUAGUUUGUGAAAGUACUGUAAAGUUUGGUUUAUUUUGUGUUCAGUUAUUUAUUUUAUAGUAUAAUCCUAGGCAGAUUUUUUAUAUUUAUUGUAAAUGCAAAAAUAAUAAAUACUUACUUGCUGUAUUUAGAUAAUGGUAAUAAAACUUAAUAGUUAAACUAUCUGA
Paramisgurnus dabryanus is the source of this 6145-nucleotide messenger RNA. It is a transcript of the gene tlr5b, whose product is annotated as toll-like receptor 5b. The record is from RefSeq and is a predicted model, not a curated record. Gene Ontology annotation, molecular function: protein binding; transmembrane signaling receptor activity. Gene Ontology annotation, cellular component: plasma membrane. Gene Ontology annotation, biological process: inflammatory response; immune response; toll-like receptor signaling pathway. Lineage: Eukaryota; Metazoa; Chordata; Actinopteri; Cypriniformes; Cobitidae.